CGUCGACGGUGACGUGACGAUGACGUACCAGGAAGUCGUGUCGGAGACGACAGCACCAGCGGCUGGCUCGCCGCGAAGCUAACGUUACACCGCGUGACAAGAAAAACACGCAAAGAUGACAUGUCAACAGCGUCUGGAACUCGCCCUUUAGAAGUCGCUGCGUUGCGGCCAUUUGUCACGAAGAAGGCGGUAACUCGAACGAGCUUCCUGUCCCCCACUGGGACACCGGGACGUCUCGAUGUCCUCCGGCUGUCCACCCCAGUCGCCUGCAGUGGCAAAGUCUGAGGUACCGGUGGAGGGAGAAUGCCCGCUGCUGGCCGCCACCUUCGCCUACUGGGACAACAUCCUGGGCCCCCGCGUGCGCCACAUCUGGACGCCGAAGGGGGACCAGCUGAUGUUCCUCAGCGACGGAGAGGUCACCUUCUUGGCCAACCACACGCUCAACGGCGAGAUCCUGCGCAGCGCCGAGUGCGGCGCCGUGGACGUGAAGUUCUUCGUCCUGGCGGAGAAGGGCGUCAUCAUCGUGUCGCUCAUCUUCGACGGCGAGCUGAAGGGGGACAAGAACACGUGCGCCUUGUCCAUUAUCCUCCCGCAGACCGAGCUGCCCUUCUACCUGCCCCUGCACACCAUCUGCGUGGAGAGGCUGAAGCAUGUUAUCCGCAAAGGGCGCAUUUGGAUGCAGAAGGGCUACAACAUCAUCUCGGUGCUGAGCCUGGAGAUCGUCCCCAUAAUGGAGCUGUUGGCCUCAAUGAAGUCGCACAGCGUGCCCGAAGACGUAAACAUAAAAGACACCGUGCUAAAUGAUGAUGACAUCGGGGACAGCUGCCACGAGGACUUCCUCCACAAGGCCGUCAGCUCUCAUCUGCAAACUUGUGGCUGUUCCGUAGUGGUGGGAAGCAACCCGGAGAAAGUAAAUAAGAUUGUGCGGACUCUGUGCCUCUUCCUCACCCCGGCUGAGAGGAAGUGCUCCCGCCUCUGCAGGACUGACUCGUCUUUCAAAUAUGACACAGGCCUGUUUGUUCAGGGUCUGCUAAAGGACUCCACAGGCAGCUUCGUGCUGCCCUUCCGCCAGGUGCUCUACUCGCCGUACCCGACCACGCACAUCGACGUCGACAUCAACACGGUCAAGCAGAUGCCGCCGUGCCACGAGCACACGUACAACCAGCGGCGCUACAUGCGGUCCGAGCUGAGCGCCCUGUGGAAGGCGGACAGCGAGGAGGACAUCGCCCCCGACACGGUCAUCCACACCGACGAGAGCUUCACCCCCGACCUGAAUAUAUUUCAAGACGUCAUGCAUAAAGACACUUUGGUGAAGUCCUUCAUAGAUGAGGUGUUCAUGCUGAAGCCCGGACUGUCCCUGCGGAGCACCUACCUGGCCCAGUUCCUGCUGCUGCUCCACAGGAAGUCCCUCACGCUGCUCAAGUACAUCGAGGACGAGACGCAGAAGGGGAAGAAGCCCUUCCGAUCGCUGCGCAACCUGAAGACGGACCUGGACCUGGCGGUGGAAGGCGACCUGUACAUCGUCAUGGCCUUCGCCGAGAAGCUGCGGGCGGGGCUUCACUCCUUCGUGUUCGGGAAGCCGUUCUACACCAGCAUGCAGGAGCGGGACGCGCUCAUGAGCUUCUGACGCGCCAGCUCGCCGCUGCACGCCAUAUCGUCUUCAGUUUGUUGUUGUCAUCGAUGCAUGCGCACCUCUGUGUGUGUGUGUGUGUGUGAGAGUGUGUUUGCUUCAGCUCUGCUGGAAUGAGAAGAACGCGGCGAUGUCCUGAUGAAUUCAAGGCGUGAUUUCGAAGACGGAUUGUUACAGCUAUUAUGAGCCAUUAGAAUUAAAGUUCUGAUAUAUUGCCUCGAUGAACCGUGAGCAUAAUGUGAGUUUAAUGUUUUUAAGGAGCCACUCUGAGAGAGAAUUAUUCAUGUAUUCUAUGCCUUCUGUAUUAAUUUAUGGCGUUGAAAUUGGCUGAGGUGCGCUCCAGGACAUUUGCAAUAUAAUUUAGAAAUCAUAUUUAUUAAAAGAUGAGUUAUGUUUUUUUUUUUUUCCUGCUGCCUGUGUUAUACAAUAAUCUCAGAACUUGUAGAUCACCUGUCUUUUUUUGUUUUUGUGUUUUAAGGAAUUCAAUUCAAGACACUGUGUUAAUUGAAUGUGCAGAUCUAGUGACAAUACAGAAGUAAGAAAGACAAGUCAUUGAAGUCUCAUCACAACCCGACUUGAUGUGUGCAAUCAUUAAACGUGUCCGCAGCUGUGCGUAACUUGGA
Pungitius pungitius (ninespine stickleback) is the source of this 2253-nucleotide messenger RNA. It is a transcript of the gene c9orf72, whose product is annotated as C9orf72-SMCR8 complex subunit. Gene Ontology annotation, molecular function: guanyl-nucleotide exchange factor activity. The transcript has 10 exons. The record is from RefSeq and is a predicted model, not a curated record. Bases 239 to 1627 code for a protein of 462 amino acids. Lineage: Eukaryota; Metazoa; Chordata; Actinopteri; Perciformes; Gasterosteidae. Gene Ontology annotation, biological process: endocytosis; autophagy. Gene Ontology annotation, cellular component: endosome; autophagosome.